This is a messenger RNA of Lithohypha guttulata, 1002 nucleotides long. RefSeq lists its product as uncharacterized. The transcript has 2 exons. Bases 1 to 1002 code for a protein of 333 amino acids. The record is from RefSeq and is a predicted model, not a curated record. Lineage: Eukaryota; Fungi; Ascomycota; Eurotiomycetes; Chaetothyriales; Trichomeriaceae.
AUGGAAAACGACGACUUCCCUGCAGUGCGUGAGCUUGGAUGGAAUCCACAAGAACUGUAUGGAUACUCCGCUGUGGGCGAUGAUACUACCACAUACCUUAACGGUACAGAUUGGGCAGCGUCUCCGUCACAGCUUGCAGGUGCUUCAGUGCAGCCUUGUAUGCCUCAAACAAGCCAGACGCUACUACCCCCACAGGCCGUCCAUCCUGAAGAUACACACGACCAACGAUGUUCUACCAUUCCGCUAGGACCCAAUCCCGGCUUUGCACCACACUUCUUUAUGCAGGAUGAGGAUCAUUCAAGCCUAUUUGCUUCGCAGAUAGAUCAGAAUGGUUAUCAGUAUCCACCAAUACCUGAUGCGAUCCCCAUGCCAGCUGCAUCGUAUAUGCCGCUGGACGAACAAGGUUCUCGCUCGUACCGACCUGGUUUGAUCACCGAGUACGAUGGAAAUCUCGAUACUUUGCUGGUCCAAGAUCCGAAUAUGGAAACAAUGAGAGCAUCCGCGCCGGGACAUAGCAUCACUGAAUGUCAAGCAAGGAACAAAUCCAAGUUCAUCCCUGCAAGAAAAUGGUCACCGUCCCGCAUCCGGACGAUCAGUCACGAACGACGUCCGAAGACCCUCCCUAGUCGAAUACCAUGGGACCAUAAAGGCAGGAAUAAUGCUGGUACGGCUCGUGAGCAGAUCGAAGACCUGCCGAUCAAGGCCCUGGUACAGCCGUUCUUAUGCGUGAAGGCCGUAGUCGAUCCUCGUGAAUUUGGAUAUGGGCCCGAGAUUGCCAUCAGUGUAGGCAGCAGAACUUCCCAUGCGAUAACAGUUAAUACUGGACAUCCUGGCUAUGGGGUCAAUUAUGGAUCUACUCCGUUCAAGGUGGUUGUGGCGGGAGAAGAUGGCAGCGUGGUCUUCACCUGGGACUGGUCGUGGGAUUGUGAUGGUCCUACUAACAGGGAGCGUUCAGUCGAGUUCAGCGACCAGACAAGCGAUGUGGUGACGAGUAUCGAAUAG